CUUGUCUCAAGUUUAUUUGUAAAACCAGCAUAGGACACUGGUCAUCUGCACAUAGUGUGUAGGUGGUUGUGCCACACCAGUCGUCUGUCUUCACACUGGCAGGAGCCUUUUCUAUGGGGCCUUCACAGGGGCCUGGGCACCUUUGCGAACCUGAGCUAGAGCUGAAGCCUGGGCCUAAGCUGGAGCUUUGGCCACUGCCUUGGUUUGAGCCUUGGGCUUUGGUUGGCAGAUCCUACAACCCUUGGUCAUGUGGCUUUGAAUCUUCUUCCUAAGCUUGAGGUCAGCGAUGAAAGCAAGACGGCUGAGUUUGUGACUGGGGUCCUUUGGCAUCUUGGGCUUGACGGCCUGAGGCUUCACAAGGGCCUUGAUGGCCUCUGCUUGUGCACUCACUGCCUUGGCAUUGCUCACCUGCAUCUUCUUUAGGCUUUUCUUGUUGUGCUUCUUGGCAAAGCAUAUGUUUCUCAGGAACUUGGGGUCAACCCUCUUAAGAGAUUUGUAUCUUUGUGACCGGGGUUUCUUGCUGCCAUUUGUGUGACAUUUGCGGAACUGGUUGUGUGUGGUGUGGUUCUUUGACUUGGCCACGUCUGUGGUAACACACAGCUCCCCAGUUUGUUUUAAAUACACCUUGGAGUGGCUGAAAUAUUUGAAAGUAAGGUCUCAUCCUUUCGCCGCCGGACGCCGCCGAGGUCGCACGCGUGAGGUCUGUCCACCGCAACCGACAUGCGCUACGUUGCCUCUUAUCUGCUGGCCGCCCUCGGGGGCAACUCCAAUCCCAGCGCCAAAGACAUCAAGAAAAUACUAGACAGCGUGGGCAUCGAGGCGGAAGAUGAACGACUCAACAAGGUCAUCAGUGAGCUGAAUGGAAAGAAUAUUGAGGAUGUCAUCGCUCAGGGUGUUGGCAAGCUGGCCAGUGUGCCUGCUGGUGGGGCUGUGGCUGUUUCUGCUGCCCCUGGCUCUGCAGCUCCUGCUGCUGGUUCUGCCCCCGCUGCAGCAGAGGAGAAGAAAGAUGAGAAGAAAGAGGAGUCUGAGGAGUCGGAUGACAACAUGGGAUUUGACCUGUUUAAUUAAGUUCCCCUGCCAAUAAAGCCUUUUUAUGUAAAAAAAAAAAAAAGAAAAGAAAAAGAAAGAAAAGAAA
Rattus norvegicus (Norway rat) is the source of this 1135-nucleotide messenger RNA. The record is from RefSeq and is a predicted model, not a curated record. Lineage: Eukaryota; Metazoa; Chordata; Mammalia; Rodentia; Muridae.